UUUUAAAGUAGCAUGCCUUCACGCCUUUCUUGGAAAACUGAUGCUUGGUCUGGCAUGUGCAGUGCGGCCUACCUUUCCUCGAGGCAUUCGAAGAUUUGGUGUUGCACCGCAGUCCGUCUUCCGGAAGCUGAGCAGAAGAGCAAAGCUUCUGGGGGCUGAGCUCAAAGAUUGGAGCCAUGAGCGGGAACAACUGUUGCGCAUUUGGACCAAGAAACAUCUCAAGACCUUGCAGUACUUGAAGACUUUGCCGCCUGAUCGUUUGCUGGAGCUAUCUCGACUAAAGCUCGUGGCUGCCAAUCAGCAGUUUGACGACCGCUUCAAUGCAGCAUUCUUCAGGACUCUCGAUUUCGUACAGGAGAAAGUUGCAGAGAUACAACGCAAAGGCGUUGCGGAGAUGUGGCACCACAGCUCUUUCCGUUUGAAGCUUCUCAAGUUGAUGGAUUUUUUGGGCCUCAAAGCACUGCAGCGUUGGACGAGCACGGAAGGAGAGACUGCCACUGGAGCCCCACGGAAAAAUCGACCUGCUGGAACACCGGUCGAUGCUGGGGCUCUCGCGCUGGUAGGUGCCGGAAUUGGAAGUGCAGUCCAUGGCUUCUAUGGCUACAGCUUUGGCUUUUGCAUCUGGGCAGUUCUUCGCAGUCUGCGUCGCUUUGUAGUGGUGUGCCUGGAUACGGAAGAUGCGAGCCGGCUUUUCAAAUAUGCACCUCCUCAACUCAAGAAGAGGAAGAGUGAACUCUUCCCCUGGCUGCAUCACGAACUUCAUGUGAUGAGACAGAUUCGUGCAGGCAAUCUUCAGUACAUUGGCCGUGUUGGAGACAAAGACUGGGAACAAGCCCAUGAUGCAGAUCUAGAUCAUUCUCCUGAGACUUUGUUUGACUUGGCAAUGAGUGCCUUGGCAGCCCACCCCAGAGUUCAUGAGUGGCUUGGCACACGUGUCCGACCAAUGGCAGAGCCAGAGCAUGUGCUCUACCGUUUGCACGAAGGUGUGACUGAGACCUUUCUGGCUUGGCAAGUGAAGGGAGAGCUGGGCGAAGCUGAAGUGCAAGUCAAGUCCACAGGCUCCAUCGUGGACUUCAUUUAUGUUUUUCCUGAAGGCCGGGAUCAUUAUGGUCUACAACCACCAGGAUUUGUAAUUCGCCCAAACGGUGACACCUGGUCUCAGGACACUGACGAACUCCCAUCAGACAUGAAGGAUCGCAUAUUUCGGAAACGAGAAGGUCGCAAUUGGGACUACAAGGUGGCCGAGUUCGCACGUGGGUUCAAGCAAGAAUACAAGAGAUGGUUUAGAUGAGACGGCUUGACCAUGGUCCAGAUAUGGCCAUGAAGACGAGCUCCUCUGCAGCUUCUGACAAGCUCCUCUUCAUGCGACCUGUGCCCGCUUGACCUUCUGAAGUGACGUGAUGCCCUGGGACGCAUGGGAAACUCAUCGACUUGUUCGUCGGCCAGAGCAACAAACAGGGCUGAGGUCUGACUGAGCCUACGGCGGUUUGACUGGGACGCAUGCUUGCAGAAGCUGCGGAAACAACCUCAGCAUGACUGA
Messenger RNA from Durusdinium trenchii, 1540 nucleotides. NCBI's taxonomy places the organism in Eukaryota, Dinophyceae, Suessiales, Symbiodiniaceae. The record is from the annotation of a GenBank genome assembly.